Messenger RNA from Plasmodium fragile, 330 nucleotides. RefSeq lists its product as uncharacterized. Lineage: Eukaryota; Apicomplexa; Aconoidasida; Haemosporida; Plasmodiidae. The transcript is spliced from 2 exons. The record is from RefSeq and is a predicted model, not a curated record. The coding region runs from base 1 to 330 and encodes 109 amino acids.
AUGGGCAACGCACACCUUCACAAUCGACCCAGUGACAAAGUCCAAGUAGAGAGCGCUCAGAAGCAAGACGUAUCGACGGGGUAUCCAGGGACAGGAAAACGAGGUUGGAAGAUGCAGAGAAGCGAUGGCAAGGUUAUCCACAAGGCACUUAACGAGACUAUCUAUAAGGCACUUAACGAGACUAUCUACAAGGCACUUAACAAGGUUUUCCACAAGGUUAUGUACAAGGUUAUCCACAAGGCACUUAACACGGUCAUGUACAAGAUUAUCUGCAAGGUUGUGUACAAGUUUCUCGACGAGGCAAUUAACAAGCUGCUAAAAAGCUUCUAA